GCUGGGCGCCCAGAAAGCGGGAGCAUGGAGGCGGAGGCCGCGGGCAGGACUGCAGCAGGCAUUUACCCAGUGGAUAUUUUGGAAGAUGACCCUGCUGGGCAUCGGGAAGCGGCUCUGGCUUACCGUGCCACUCUUGGGGAAGGAGCAUGGCCCUCACCAGAGGUUUCUCUCUUCCCACUGGGGAGCAGUUGUGGCUGUUUACAUGAAGGAGUCUUGGUGGACCACUGAAGAUGUACUAAGAACCUCUGAUCCUGCAAGAGAAGGUCUGAUGAAGGUUCAGUCAUUUGGGGAAAGGAUUGUGCUUUUUAUUCUAAACGUCGUUAUUUUUGGAAGACUGGAGAGGAAUUUGGAUGAUGAUGACAUGUUUUUUUUACCUCACUCUGUGAAGGAGGAGGCUAAAAUUCUGUGGAGAGACGGAGCAGCUGUUGGAUUUUACACAACCAAAAGGAAAGGCAGCCUGUGUGGUGAUGGCACGGGUGUGUGCUACCUGCUGCCUGUCUUAGACACCGUGUUUGUCCGGAGGAGCCAUCGCCGCCAGGGCCUGGGCCUGGCCAUGCUGAGGGACUUCUGCCAGACGUUCCGAGAGGACGAGGCCCUGGGCAUCAGCUGGCCCAUCUCCCCUGCCAUGUACCAAGUCUGUAGGAAGUUCCUGGCGGCGCAUCCAGAGGAGCGGGGGCGCCUGUGGGAGGCGGAGCCCCCAGGAGCCUGGGGCCAGCGAGUCAACAUCUGGCUGAAGGUUCAGCUUCAACAGGCAAGGCGUCCAGAUUCUCACCCAGGAAAUUCCAAGGAGGAAGUGACUGCUCUUGGGUGCACUUCUCAAGACGGUGGACCCGGAAUAUCCCAUAAUGGAGAAGACAACAAGGAGAGGAUCAGUGGAGAAGAAGUGGAGAAGAAUGAUCAAGAUUGCGCAGUGACAGAAGCAGCUGGGUGGCUUGCGAGAGCAUGCUGGGCUGAGCAGGAGGGGAAGGAAGCCAAGAGGACGGCGGUGGAUGCUGGGCUGCCCCCAGGGUCGUGGCGGAAGCACAUGCGUCCCAGCUCCUAACCCCUAACUCGCAGAGGCUGAGCUGAGUCCACCGAGAGGCUUGCCUAGGUUCCAGGGGACGUGGGUUUGAGAGCUACCUGCCACUCCAUGCUCCUGUCGCUGGGAGCUGGCCUCUGUCCUUGCUGUGCUGUCAUUUGAGGAGCAAAUGACCACACAGACCUUCCUACCUCAGGCUUGAUGUGUGGGCUCAGGUGAUGGGAAGCCUGAGAAGCCCCCCAUUUAAUCCGAAGGUGCUGUACAGGGGCAAGUAAUCAUUUUCCCACGCUCAGAUUUCAGAAGCCCAUUCGUUAAACCUAACAUGGUUUCUCUUGCUCAGGAUGAAUUUGUGAAGACUGCACUGGAACCGCAUGACUACGCCUCUUUCUUCAGCACAAGGAAGCCCAGGGCUGCCCCGUCCACACUGCAGAAAUCCCUCUGGGGUUUGCCCAUGACAGCUCUGCUGUAACUGCGAGACCCCAGACACCAGAGGGGGUUUCCAAGGAGACAUGUUUCUUUCUGGAGAAGCUUCAGCCACGUCGGAAGCUCCCUGAGGUCAGGACCAGGCUGCCUGGUGCACACCCAGGCCUCUGGCUCACGUCUGGCUGGUGCAGGAGGCGCUCAGAGUGGACUCCAGGCGGGCACCAGGAUCGUAGCAGCACCUACUUCCCAAGGGAACCACCAGAGGGGACUUCAGGCUGAUGGCCCUUCUAUAGUAUUGGUGCCUUCAGCGGACAGGCUUGUACUAAUAAAGGUGACUGUAAAGGUGACAUCCUGGCCUGCAUGUGACAGCAGCCCCCCUUUCUACAUACCUACACAGCCCUGCUCCGGCACGUGCCCAGCCGCCGUCAGGGUUCCUGCCCCCCCAGACCUCAGUGAGGACAGGCGAGGCUGGCCGUGGCAAGUGCUGAAGCCUGUUCACAGGGCAAGGCACAGUCCAGGCAGCUUCACGAGGUCUCAGAGCCUGUCUCCUGAGAUUGGGAUGGGCUUUCUCUGCAGUCAGCAUGGGCUCUCCCAGGGUCAGCAGGAUUCUUUCCAGGGAAGGCUGGUCAGGUCGUCCUGGGGCGGGCAACCCAAGUGCCGCCUUGACUUCUGGGGAGUGCAAACCUGAUUGUAUCACCAAGGACACCCCACCCCCUCUGUGGCUCGACACUGUCUUUGCAGCACUCAGGGCCUGUCACAGAGGGCCCCGCUGACGCCGCACCUGCCUCUGGGCUCGCCCGCCCUGUCUUCUGUUGCCUGGCUGCCUGGGCCUCUCCAUCCUCAGACACACCAGGGUCUCACUUAGGGUCUGCUGGGGGUCUUUGCCUUCCCCGCCCUCACCACUCCCUCCUGCACGCAUGCAUGCGCGCGCGCGCACACACACACACACACACACACACGCACACACACGCACACACGUUAGUCAGGCUCAUUCCUGCUUACACAUCUGGUUUCAGCUCAGGUGUCCUCUCUUUCCCACAUGGCCUCUAAGCACUCGUCACUCGCUGGGCCUCUCUGAGCCUCCACCAGGGUCAGCCUGGGGUGGCUGAGUGUCAGCUCCGACCUGGCCCUUGGUAACUGGUGGGGGGUGGAUGGUAACAUGUCACCUCAGGAGUGAGGGGUGACACCUUCCUUCUGUUCCUCUGCUGCUAGACCCUGGAGAGGUGGGUGGAAGGACAGUUUCAACCUUUUAGGGAUUUAGUGAAGUCCAUCCUGGAGGCUGGGGGUGGGAAGAAGACGACCGGUGCCGAGUGCUGGCAAGAUACUUACUUGCUGCUUCCCUGAGUGGUUAAAGGGUACAUGGGGUGGGACCUCUGUUACUUAUUUACUCACCCAUGUGUCCAUCCAUCCAUCCAUCCUCCCACCCAUCCAUUUCCCUGUCCCUCUCUUGCUCUCUCCCUCCAUCUCUCUGCUCAUCUUCCCACCCACGAAUUUACCCAUUUGUUCACAUCCAUCCAUCCAUCCAUCCAUCCAUCUAUCCAUCCUGCUGUACAAUAGACAUUCAGUAUGCUUGCUCAGGGCCAAGCCCUGUGCUGGGCACAGGGGACAUACAGAUAAGUGAAGCAUGGUCCCUGGACUCAAGGAAACUUUUCUGGAAGGGUCCCUCCUGGAAUCUUCCAAUACGCUUGUCUCUCUUACAUUCGUUAGAAAGAGGGAUGAGUCCAACUGAACAGAAAGUUUAGAGCUCCGUACGGAGAUGUAAAGUCCCCCAGUGCAUGUAGGCUCUCUGGGAAGGAGGCACAGUGGUCUCAAGUCUGUAGUGGAGGGGCUGCUGUGUGUGACGUCAGACGUAACCUUUCACACGUGGUGUAGAUGUGAGCUGUGAACAUUUCACUGUUUGAGACAAAUCACUGGUACUUUCUGUUUAUGAGGAAAUGAACUGAUCAAAGUGGCUCAGGGGUUUGAUGAAGUUACUAUCAAUAAGAGAAUCCUCCCAAGGAAGAAAAACUGAUGUGUUGAUGUAAUUCAUUUAAAGAUGUACGAACAGGGCUUCCCUGGUGGCGCAGUGGUUGAGAGUCCACCUGCCAAUGCAGGGGACACGGGUUCGUGCCCCAGUCCGGGAAGAUCCCACAUGCCACGGAGUGGCUGGGUCCGUGAGCCAUGGCCGCUGAGCCUGUGCUCCACAACGGGAGAGGCCACAACAGUGAGAGGCCCGCCUACCGAAAAAAAAAAAAAAAAAAAGAUGUACGAGCAAACCACGUGGUGUUAGAGAGAAACGUGGAGCUCAGAGCAGCCUCUCCCUGGCAGCACACAGCCCUGUCGGUGUGGGGUCUGUGCAGGGUUCCUUCCAAGUGGCAGGGGUGCAUGAAGACUGUCAGAUAGGCUGUGUGCGUGGUGUGUUUUAUUUUUAUUUUUUAAAAAUUUAUUUAUUUUUUUAUUGGAGUAUAAUUGCUUUACAAUGUUGUUUUAGUUUCUGCUAUACAAUGAAGUGAAUCAGCUAUAUGUAUACCUAUAUCCUCUCCUUCUUGGACCUUGGAUCUCCCCUCCCUCCCCCAUCCCACCCAUCUAGAUUGUCACAGAGCACCAAGCUGAGCUUCCUGUGCUUUAUAGCAUGUUCUCGCUAGCUAUCAGUUUUACACAUGGUAGUGUAUAUAUGUCAAUCCUAAUCUCCCAAUUUGUCCCACCCUCCCCUUCCCACCCUGUGUCCACACGUCCGUUCUCUACGUCUGUAUCUCUAUUUCUACCCUGCAAAUAGGUUCAUCUGUACCGUUUUUCUAGAUUCCACAUAUAUGCGUUAAUAUACAAUAUUUGUUUUUCUCUUUCUGGCUUACUUUGCUCUGUAUGACAGACUCUAGGUCCAACACAUCUCUACAAAUGACCCAAUUUCGUUCUUUUUUAUGGCUAAGUAAUAUUCCAUUGCAUAUAUGUACCACAUCUUCUUUAUCCAUUCAUAUGUUGAUGGACACUUAGGCUGUUUCCAUGUCCUGACCAUUGUAAAUAGUGCUACAAUGAACAUUGGGGUACAUAUGUCCUUUUGAAUUUUGAAUUAUGGUUUUCUCAGGGUAUAUGCCCAGUAGUGGGUUGCUGGGUCAUAUGAUAGUUCUAUUUUUAGUUUUUUAAGGAACCUCCAUACUGUUCUCCAUAGUGGCUGUAUCAAUUUACAUUUCCACCAACAAUGCAAGAGGGUUCCCUUUUCUCCACACCCUCUCUAGCAUUUACUGUUUGUAGAGUUGUUUUUUUUUCUGUCGGUACGCAGGCCUCUCACUGUUGUGGCCUCUCCCGUUGUGGAGCACAGGCUCCGGAUGCCCAGGCUCAGCGGCGAUGGCUCAUGGGCCCAGCCGCUCCAUGGCAUGUGGGAUCUUCCUGGACCAGGGCACGAACCCGUGUCCCCUGCAUUGGCAGGCAGACUCUCAACCACUGCGCCACCAGGGAAGCCCUGUAGAUUUUUUGAUGAUGGCCAUUCUGACUGGUGUGAGGUGAUACCUCAUUGUAGUUUUGAUUUGCAUUUCUCUAAUAAUUAGUGAUGUUGAGCAUCUUUUCAUGUGCCUCUUGGCCAUCUGUAUGUCUUCUUUGGUGACAUGUCUAUUUAGGUCUUCUGCCCAUCUUUUAAUUGGGUUGUUUGAUUUUUUGAUAUUGAGCUCCAUGAACUGUUUGUAUAUUUUGGAGAUUAAUCCUUUGUCAGUUGCUUCAUUUGCAAAUAUUUUCUCCCAUUCUGAGGAUUGUCUUUUUGUCUUGUUUAUGGUUUCCUUUGCUGUGCAAAAGCUUUUAAGUUUAAUUAAGUCCCAUUUGUUUAUUUUUGUCUUUAUUUCCAUUACUCUAGGAUGUGGGUCAAAAAGAUCUUGCUGUGGUUUAUGUCAAAGAGUGUUUUUCCUAUGUUUUCCUCUAAGAGUUUUAUAGUGUCCAGUCUUACAUUUAGGUCUUUAAUCCAUUUUGAGUUUAUUUUUGUGUACAGUGUUAGGUAGUGCUCUAAUUUUAUUCUUUUAUAUGUAGCUGUCCAGUUUUCCCAGCACCACUUAUUGAAAAGGCUGUCUUUUCUCCAUUGUAUGUUCUUGCCUCCUUUGUCAUAAAUUAGAUGACCAUAUGUGCGUGGGUUUAUCUCUGGGCUUUCUAUCCUGUACCAUUGAUCUAUAUUUCUGUUUUUAUGCCAGUACCAUACAGUCUUGAUUACUGUAGGUUUGUAGUAUAGUUUGAAGUCAGGGAGUCUGAUUCCUCCAGCUCCGUGUUUCUUUCUCAAGAUUGCUUUGGCUAUUCGGGGUCUUUUGUGUUUUCAUACAAAUUGUAAAAUUUUUUUUGUUCUAAUUCUAUGAAGAAUUCCAUUGGUAAUUUGAUAGGGAUUGCAUUGAAUCUGUAGAUUGCUUUGGGUAGUAUUUUCAUUUUCACAAUAUUGAUACUUUCAAUCCAAGAACAUGGUAUAUUUCUCCAUCUGUUUAUGUCAUCUUUGAUUUCUUUCAUCAGUGUUUUAUAGUUUUCUGAGUAUAGAUUUUUGCCUCCUUAGGUAGGUUUAUUCCUAAGUAUUUUAUUCUUUUUGUUGUGAUGGUAAAUGGGAUUAUUUCCUUAAUUUCUCUUUCUGAUUUUUCGUUGUUAAUGUAUAGGAAUGCAAGAGAUUUCUGUGCAUUAAUUUUGUAUCCUGCAACCUUACCAAAUUCAUUGAUUAGUUCUAGUAGUUUUCUGGUGGCAUCCUUAGGAUUUUCUAUGUAUAGUAUCAUGUCAUCUGCAAACAGUGACAGUUUUACUAUUUCUUUUGCAGUUUGGAUUCCUUUUAUUUCUUUUUCUUCUCUGAUUGCUGUGGCUAAAACUUCCAAAACUAUGUUGAAUAAUAGUGGUGAGAGUGGACAUCCUUGUCUUCUUCCUGAUCUUAGUGGAAAUGCUUUCAGUUUUUCAGCAUUGAGAAUGAUGUUUGCUGUGGGUUUGUCAUAUAAGACCUUUAUUCUGUUGAGGUAGGUUCCCAUUUUCUGGAGAGUUUUUAUCAUGAAUUGGUGUUGAAUUUUGUCAAAAGCUUUUUCUGCAUCUAUUGAGAUGAUCGUAUGUUUUUUAUUCCUUAAUUUGUUUAUAUGGUGUGUCACAUUGGUUGAUUUGCAUAUAUGGAAGAAUCCUUGCGUUCCUGGGAUAAAUCCCACUUGAUCAUGGUGUAUGAUCCUUUUAAUGUGUUGUUGGAUUCUGUUUGCUAGUAUUUUAUUGAGGAUUUUUGCGUCUAUGUUCAUCAGUGAUAUUUGUCUGGAAUAUUCUUUUUUUGUGAUAUCAUUAUCUGGUUUUGGUAUCAGGGUGAUGGUGGCCUUGUAGAACGAAUUUGGGAGUGUUCUUCCCUCUGCAAUUUUUUGGAGAAGUUUCAGAAGGACAGGUGUUAGCUCUCCUCUAAAUGUUGGGUAGAAUUCGCCUGUGAAGCCAUCUGGUCCUGGACUUUUGUUUGUUGGAAGAUUUUUUAAUUACAAUUUCAAUUUCAUUACUUGUGAUAGGUCUGUUUAUAUUUUCUAAUUCUUCCUGGUUCAGUCUUGAGAGAUUGUACCUUUUCAAGAAUUUGUCCAUUUCUUCCAGGUUGUCCAUUUUAUUGGCAUACAGUUGUCUGUAAUAAUCACUUAUAAUCCUUUGUAUUUCUGCGGUGUCAGUUGUGAUUUCUCCUUUUUCAUUUCUAAUUUUAUUGAUUUGUGUCCUCUCCCUUUUGUUCUUGAUGAGUCUGGCUAAAUGUUUAUCAAUUUUGUUCAUCUUCUCAAGGAACCAACUUUUAGUUUUGUUGAUCUUUGCUAUUGUUUUCUUGUUUUCUAUUUCAUUUAUUUCUGAUAUGAUCUUUAUGAUUUCUUUCCUUCUACUGACUUUGGGUUUUCUUUGUUCUUCUUUCUCUAGUUGCUUUAGGUGUAAGAUUUGAUUGUUUAUUUGAGAUUUUUCUUGUUCUUGAGGUGAGAUUGAAUUGCUAUAAAAUUCCCUCUUAGAACUGCUUUUGUUGCAUCCUAUAGGUUUUGGGUUGUCAUUUGUUUCUAUGUGUUUUUUAAUUUCCUCUUUGAUUUCUUCAGUGAUCUCUUGAUUAUUUAGUAGCGCACUGUUUAGCUUCCAUGUAUUUGUGUUUUUUACAGUUUUUUUUUUCCUGUAAUUGAUUUCUAAUCUUAUAGUGUUGUGGUCAGAAAAGAUGCUUGAUACAAUUUCAAUUUUCUUAAAUUUUCUGAGGCUUGAUUUGUGACCCAAGUUGUGAUCUAUCCUGGAGAAUGUUCUGUGUGCACCUGAGAAGAAAGUGUAUUCUGCCACUUUUGGGUGGAAUGUCCUAUAAAUAUCAAUUAAAUCUAUCUGAUCUGUUGUGUCAUUUAAAGCUUGUGUUUAUUUAUUUAUUUUCUGUUUGGAUGAUCUGUCCAUUGGUGUAAUUGGGGUGUUAAAGUCCCUUACUAUUGUGUUACUGUUGAUUUCCCCUUUUAUGGUUGUUAGCAUUUGCCUUAUGUAUUAAGCUGCUCCUAUGCUGGGGACAUAAAUAUUUAUAAUUGUUAUAUCUUCUUUUGGAUUGAUCCCUGAUUAUUAUGUAGUGUCCUUCCUUAUCUCUUGUAACAGUCUUUAUUUUAAAUAAAGUCUGUUUUAUCUG
Molecule: messenger RNA, 8000 nt
Organism: Orcinus orca (killer whale)
Lineage: Eukaryota; Metazoa; Chordata; Mammalia; Artiodactyla; Delphinidae
Gene: FAM169BP
Product: Protein FAM169B
Exons: 8
Coding region: 86-1042 (318 amino acids)
Source: RefSeq, a predicted model, not a curated record